Penicillium alfredii is the source of this 270-nucleotide messenger RNA. Its product is annotated as 40S ribosomal protein uS14. NCBI's taxonomy places the organism in Eukaryota, Fungi, Ascomycota, Eurotiomycetes, Eurotiales, Aspergillaceae. The transcript has 4 exons. The record is from RefSeq and is a predicted model, not a curated record. Gene Ontology annotation, biological process: translation. Gene Ontology annotation, cellular component: cytosolic small ribosomal subunit; ribosome. Gene Ontology annotation, molecular function: structural constituent of ribosome; RNA binding; zinc ion binding. Bases 1 to 270 code for a protein of 89 amino acids.
AUGACUCACGAGUCCGUUUGGUACAGCCGGCCCCGCAAGUUCGGCAAGGGCUCCCGUGGCUGCCGUGUCUGCUCGCACCGCGCCGGUCUGAUCCGCAAGUACGGGAUGAACAUCUGCCGUCAGUGCUUCCGUGAGAAGUCCCAGGACAUCGGUUUCAACAAGGUUAGUCCAUUCGAUGACUCGCUUUCGCCCUCCGCCAUAUCGAAGAAUCUACACCGGGAUAUUCGACGCUGGAACGAACUAUCACAUCGAUCACAAGAAAUAUACUAA